AGACGGCAGCGUGGAGACCUUCGUCCCGAGGACCUCCUCCGGCUACAACAUCUCGAAGGAGGUGCUGGGACAGCCGCGCUUCUGGCGCUUCCUGGCGAUCAGCGUCCUGUUUCUGGGCGUCAUGAUGAACUUCCACCACAUGAACGUGACGUUCCCCAAGUACUUCUUGCGCCAGUUCGGCGAGGACGCCCCCUUCGAGCUCGUGCUGGCGAUCAAUCCGAUCGUGAUCAUCUUCCUGGUCCCAGCGGUGACCUACCUGAUCGACCUGUGGCGGUUGGAUUACGGGACGGUUCUGGUGGUCGGGUCGCUCAUCUCGGGCGUCUCGCCUUUCGCGCUGGCGGUGCUGAAUUCCACCCAGGGCGCCAUCGUGUGGAUGGUCAUGCUCUCGCUCGGGGAGGCGAUCUGGUCCCCCAAGCUCAUGGAGAUGAGCGUUGCAGUCGCACCCGAAGGCCGCGAGGGCACGUACAUGUCGCUCACCAGCGCCCCGCUGCUGAUCUCGAAGCUCGGCGUCGGGGGUCUCAGCGGCGCCCUGCUGACCCAGUUCUGCCCGGAGGAGGGCGACUGCCCCGGGCUCGGCAGGGUGGACGGUCGUCGGCUGCACCACGUGCCCCCUGACCCUCGUGCUGCUGCUGCUGCGCUCGCGCCUCUUCGUGCCCCAGGACUGGGCCGUGGGCGCGCAGUACGACUCCCCGUCCCUGUCGCAGAAGGAGGCCUCCAUCGGCGGCGGCAAAGGGCCCGAGUACGGCGCCUGCUGAGCACCCUCCCCGGUCAGAGGAUGGCGACGACGAAGGGCGACCAAUUGCACACUUCUAGGCCUCCCAAGCGUAGCGUAGAUCUCCGAGCACCUGUUCUUGUAGUGCCGGCGUGAAUCUUGGAUCUCGCGGAUUCCAAGGCAUCCCUUGUUCUCAAGGUUCGAAGUGCGCAGUCGUCGCGACGUGUUGGCGGCGCGGGCAUCAUGGCGGGGUCCCCGCCGCGCCCUUGCGGGCCCCCGCAGGAUCGGUGCGGCAACCGUUUCCGGCGCGCCGAGGGGCUGCCCAUGGAGGGGUUGCCCCUUGCCUUUUGGAGACGGACUGCAAGAUGGCUUUCUUGCCCCGGAAUCUAGGUGUUCGUCGAACCCACGAAAGCGCGCCGACGGGACUGCGCUACAGCUCCUGCACC
Molecule: messenger RNA, 1158 nt
Organism: Prorocentrum cordatum
Lineage: Eukaryota; Dinophyceae; Prorocentrales; Prorocentraceae
Source: the annotation of a GenBank genome assembly